Messenger RNA from Diospyros lotus (date-plum), 2059 nucleotides. RefSeq lists its product as uncharacterized. The transcript has 4 exons. Bases 78 to 1601 code for a protein of 507 amino acids. Gene Ontology annotation, molecular function: DNA binding; zinc ion binding. Gene Ontology annotation, biological process: regulation of DNA-templated transcription. The record is from RefSeq and is a predicted model, not a curated record. NCBI's taxonomy places the organism in Eukaryota, Viridiplantae, Streptophyta, Magnoliopsida, Ericales, Ebenaceae.
UUGGUCUUUUUUGAACGCAUUUCAAUUCAAUUCACUCGCACCCAAUUCACUCACCUCUCUCUCUCUCUCUCUCCGUGAUGGAACCAGCGGAAACAGAACCCCCAAGGAAGAGGGUCGUCGAAGAAGCGGUGAUCGCAGUCAUGAAAGCGGUGGACUUGGAAGAAGCCACCGAGCUCAAGGUCCGAACCAUGGUGGCCCGUCGCCUCUGCAUUGAUCUCUCCGACCUCCAGCCGAAGCGUCUCGUCCGCCGCGUAGUCGAAUCCUAUUUGCUGUCGAUGCAGGAUCAGCUCAAACCGGAGAGACGAACCCACGUGGCGGUGCCGGCUCAGGCGCAAGGCGUCGCCCCCAGUGAGCCAACUCAAGAUGGCGGUCGCAUGUGGAAGCUUGCAGAAACGAGGGGUGUGGCAGUUCAUGAUUUUAAGGGAAGCACUUUGGUGUCAAUUAGGGAUUAUUAUGAAAAAGAUGGAAAGCUGCUUCAUUCUUCCAGAGGAAUAAGCUUGAGUUCUUGGCAGUGGUCAGCCUUUAGGAAAAGUUUCCCCAGUAUAGAAGCUGCCAUUUUAAAGAUGGAAUCACGGAUAAGAUCUAAAGAUGCUGGAAAACGAGUUGACGCUGAUAUGCCAAAUUUAGUGAGUGCCGUUGCUCAAGGAAUCAUUCCUCCGGCAACACAACAAAUUGAAACAGAUAUAUCUAGUUCUGUGGCUGCUUCUGCCUCUGAAGGACUCAAGCCCAUUCAGACCACCCGUCUUGAUGGAAAGAAUUACCAUGUUUGGGCACGCCAGAUGGUUUUGUUUCUACAGCAGUUAAAGAUUGCAUAUGUGCUUACUCAGCCAUGCCCAAGAAUAAGCCCAGAAGCAAGCGUUGAAGAAGUUGCACAAGCCAAAGCUGCUGUUCAGAAAUGGGUGGAUGAUGACUACAUAUGCCGGCACAGUAUCUUGAGCUCUGUGUGUGAUCAUCUAUUUGAACAAUACUCGAAGAGAAUUUUCAGUGCAAAGGAGCUAUGGGAGGACAUCAAAUUAGCUUAUGAUGAUGACUUUGGAACCAAGCGAUCUCAAGUGAGCAAAUAUAUGCGAUUUCAAAUGGUUGAUGGGAUAUCUGUUAUUGAGCAAGUCGAGGAACUCCACAGCAUUGCGAAUUCUCUCAUUGCUUCUGGAAUGGGAAUCGAUGAAAACUUUCACGUUAGUGUCAUUAUCUCCAAGCUUCCCCCAUCUUGGAAGGAUUAUAGCAAGAAGUUGAUGCAAGAGGAAUUCCUCCCUCUUAAUGUGUUGAUCCAUCGCCUAAGUGUGGAAGAAGAGUCUCGUCAUCGUGCCAACAAAGAGGGGCGUUUUGUAAAGGCCCAUGUGGGGGAGCCAAGGGCUGAAAAUAAACUCGGACAGAAGAAGGAUUCCAAGGCCAUAAUCUGCUACAACUGUGGCAAGACUGGGCAUAUUUCAAGGAAUUGUCACCAGAGGAAGGUUGUUCACAAGAGGGAUGAAGCAAAUGUGGAAGCACCUGCAGUUGCAGAAGCUGGUGGCAUGGUGGAUCCAGGGAAGGGCACCACUCACUCAUGUUCAUCAUCUAAGGCAGAGCAGCAGCUUGCUCAAGAGAAACCUCGGGGAAGUUAAAAGUUUCAUCUCAAGGAAGGUAGAGCUUGGUCUAGCUGGCGCAUUGAGAAGCUGGAUUAUGCCAACUUAAAUCUGGUAUGAAAGUUGUUCUUUGGAUAGAUUCAUCCAUAAACUAGAGAAUAGAGGUGAUUUAAAAAGUUGGGGCUUUUGAUGCCUGAACUGAAAGUAUAGUCCUGGAUUAGUAUUGGUAGGUGGGUACAUUGUGCAUACAAGCAAGCUUCUUUUCUGGUUCUGGUCAUGUGAUUAAAAAGGUUAUGGCUUUGAUGCUCUGGGGUCUUUUGUGGUUAAAAUUGCAUCCAUCCAAUGGCUCUUUCUGUGGUCAGGAGGACUAGCUGCACCUUCCUUCUUGUGUUGAGCCAGGAAUGUUCCGUAGUGUCCCGAAUUUAUAAUUUCGGAUGAAUGCAUGCUUAUGACUUGUUAAAUCAAAAUUCUAUUAAAUUGACUUCUUGGACCCCCAA